This is a messenger RNA of Ascoidea rubescens DSM 1968, 696 nucleotides long. Its product is annotated as bZIP transcription factor. Gene Ontology annotation, molecular function: DNA-binding transcription activator activity, RNA polymerase II-specific; RNA polymerase II transcription regulatory region sequence-specific DNA binding. Bases 1 to 696 code for a protein of 231 amino acids. NCBI's taxonomy places the organism in Eukaryota, Fungi, Ascomycota, Saccharomycetes, Ascoideales, Ascoideaceae. Gene Ontology annotation, biological process: regulation of transcription by RNA polymerase II. The record is from RefSeq and is a predicted model, not a curated record. Gene Ontology annotation, cellular component: nucleus; Cbf1-Met4-Met28 complex. The transcript has 2 exons.
AUGAAACAAUUAUUAAAUUCUCAACCCAACGAUAAUGUUAAUAACAUUCAUAGUAUUAACAGUAUUAAUAACCUCACGAACUUGAAUCAAAAUAACAAUAAUCAAAUGUUUUCGCAACAGUCUUUGAAUACAAAUCUUAUAUCCUUGGGAAAUUAUAAUAAAGUUUCAGUUCCUCCAGGAGCAAAAUCUUCCUUGGAGAAAGCUGGGCUUACAAAUGAACAAAUUGACGCCUUAGCAGCUUUGAUAGCUCAGCAUAAAGCUCAACAAAUAUUACCUUUAUUAAAGCCAAAUAUUAAAAAGGAAUCCACUAUACUUCUCAAAAACGAUGACGACAGUGAUUCAACUUUUUCAAAUUUAAAUAAUAUUUCUAAAACUUAUACAAACUCGAAUUAUUCCACUGCCAAAGUUGCUGCUGACUUAGAUAAACGCAGAAGAAACACUGCUGCUUCGGCCAGAUUCCGUAUAAAAAAGAAAUUAAAAGAACAACAAUUGGAAAGAAAUUUAAAAGAAUUGAAAGAAUUAUCUUCUACUCUAGAAAUAAAAAUAAAAAAUUUAACAAUGGAAAAUAAUCUACUAAAAAAUUUGAUUUUCGAAAAAAAUUUACAAAAAAGUAAUCAUGAGUUAGAAUUGUUGAAAAAAAAGGCUUUAGAUCAGUUUACAAAUACAAAUGAAACUAAGAAUGAUAAAGAAAAAUAA